Paraglomus occultum is the source of this 420-nucleotide messenger RNA. The record is from the annotation of a GenBank genome assembly. NCBI's taxonomy places the organism in Eukaryota, Fungi, Glomeromycota, Glomeromycetes, Paraglomerales, Paraglomeraceae.
AUGGCCAAAAAUGCGAGCGUUCCGUAUAAACAAUUUGUAGAAUCAGGUAAUCAGCUUGUAGUGGAUGAUAAACGCAAUGCCGUAAACAUAUACUGUUCACGACCAUCCUGCCAUUCUUUAAUAAUGCGUGCAAAGGCUGGACAGUUGGUUGAACGACCUAAAUCAAAGCUAAACAUAACCGACAACGAUAUAUUGGCGAUAAAUGACACCAGUGCGGAAGUCGAGGAAAUGCAGCAAUACUGGCAGCUGCCAAACAUGAUGGCUUUUGAAAAUAUUGGGUUUUCGAACACGGUUGCAACUGGGAUAAAGUUCUUAGCUUGCGCCGACUGUGAUACUGGGCCUCUCGGAUAUCAUGAUACCAUAAACGAAACAGAAUGUUACGUUGCUGUGGAUCGGGUUGAAUAUGCGACGGGCACAUGA